Carassius gibelio (silver crucian carp) is the source of this 1937-nucleotide messenger RNA. RefSeq names its product guanine nucleotide binding protein (G protein), alpha transducing activity polypeptide 1 (gene gnat1). The transcript has 9 exons. Gene Ontology annotation, cellular component: heterotrimeric G-protein complex. The record is from RefSeq and is a predicted model, not a curated record. Gene Ontology annotation, molecular function: G protein-coupled receptor binding; G-protein beta/gamma-subunit complex binding; GTP binding. Gene Ontology annotation, biological process: adenylate cyclase-modulating G protein-coupled receptor signaling pathway. The coding region runs from base 145 to 1197 and encodes 350 amino acids. NCBI's taxonomy places the organism in Eukaryota, Metazoa, Chordata, Actinopteri, Cypriniformes, Cyprinidae.
GACAUCUCCAAAAACCCUCUACGACUCCAAGCAGUUCAUCAGGUCACCAAGAUCCAGUCGAGGUGUGAGCUGUGAGCACCUGGACGCCUCUGGGCAAGCGAGUGGUCAUCCAAAAGGACUUCUUUUCCCUAAUCAAAAGUCAGUAUGGGGGCCGGGGCGAGCGCCGAGGAGAAACACUCCAGAGAGCUAGAGAAGAAACUGAAAGAGGACGCCGACAAGGAUGCCAGGACCGUCAAACUUCUGCUGCUAGGUGCUGGUGAGUCGGGGAAAAGCACUAUUGUCAAACAGAUGAAAAUUAUUCACCAAGACGGUUACUCCCUUGAAGAGAGCUUGGAGUUCAUUGUCAUCAUCUACAGCAACACCAUGCAGUCGAUGCUGGCUAUUGUGAAAGCCAUGACCACGCUCAACAUUUCCUAUGGAGAUGCUGCUGCACAGGAUGAUGCAAGGAAGCUGAUGCACUUAGCAGACACCAUCGAGGAAGGCACCAUGCCAAAGGAGCUGUCUGACAUCAUCCUGAGGUUGUGGAAGGACUCGGGCAUCCAGGUGUGCUUUGACAGAGCCUCCGAAUACCAGCUCAACGACUCUGCGGGAUACUAUCUGAAUGACCUGGAGAGGUUGGUCAAGCCUGGCUAUGUCCCUACUGAACAGGACGUCCUGCGAUCAAGAGUGAAGACCACCGGUAUCAUCGAGACCCAGUUCUCCUUCAAGGACCUCAACUUCAGGAUGUUUGAUGUGGGCGGUCAGCGCUCGGAGAGGAAGAAGUGGAUCCACUGCUUCGAAGGUGUGACCUGUAUCAUCUUCAUUGCUGCUCUGAGCGCAUACGACAUGGUGCUGGUGGAGGAUGAUGAAGUGAACCGAAUGCAUGAGAGUCUCCACCUGUUCAACAGUAUCUGUAACCACCGUUACUUCGCCGCCACAUCCAUUGUACUCUUCCUCAACAAGAAGGACGUCUUUUUGGAGAAGAUCAAGAAAGCUCAUCUGAGCAUGUGCUUCCCGGAUUAUGAUGGUCCCAACACCUUUGAGGAUGCUGGUAACUACAUCAAGAUGCAGUUCUUAGAUCUGAACUUGCGACGAGACAUCAAAGAAAUCUACUCCCACUUGACCUGUGCCACAGACACAGAGAACGUCAAGUUUGUGUUCGAUGCCGUAACAGAUAUUAUCAUCAAAGAAAAUCUCAAAGACUGCGGUCUCUUCUAAACAAGCCAUCUGUGGGUAGAGAGCAGCUUAAUCAAUAAAUCCCAAUACUGACCCACUGCCCAUUGUAGUCUGUGUUCCUCCCUGGGUAAUGAGGAAUUCUCCAGUGCGCACACACACACAUGCAAGGGAACUGAAUCGAUCAAAACUUAAAGAAGUUGUUAUAUCAUUGCUGUUGGGAUCUACGUCUGAUUAAACACACUGCACAUAAUUAAACAUCAGAGUCUGAUACAUAUUCAUAGCAGCAAGUCAUAUAUAACAACCCAUAUAUGAAGGGUGUUUGGCACUAUUAGUUUUGGCAGUGAUCUAUCCUGUAGAUUUGCGCUACACUUCACGCAGCUGUACACCAAAUAACUAUCCUACCGAAACACCUGCAUAUAUGCACUUCAGCAUCUUGUGGCAAGAGUCAUUUAUGAAGUAUUACAGUUAUACGUUACAGCAGUUAGUGUGUCAAGUUCAUACUAUGAAGCUUUGACUUUACUGGGAAACAAAGUUCUGUGUUAUUUACAGAGUUGUUAUGUCUCAUGAUCAGAAUCUAGAUAAGAUGGAUGACUUUGAUGAAAAGAUAGCAUGUAAUAGGUUGUUAAAUCAGGAGCAGCUAGCUGAGAGACACAGAACACAAUAUCUGAGUGAAUUGUUUAAAUGAAGAAAUCUAAUAUUGAUUAAAAGGGCACAAUUGACUGCAAAACCAUUUAAAACCAUGGAAAUGAAAAUUGAACAAAUAAAGCUUCUGUAGAACUUGA